Cheilinus undulatus (humphead wrasse) is the source of this 2496-nucleotide messenger RNA. RefSeq names its product adhesive plaque matrix protein-like. The coding region runs from base 139 to 2496 and encodes 785 amino acids. The record is from RefSeq and is a predicted model, not a curated record. The transcript has 5 exons. Lineage: Eukaryota; Metazoa; Chordata; Actinopteri; Labriformes; Labridae.
CCAAUCACUUCAUCAGAGAGGAGCCUGCGAGUAACACUUAAAAGGAGCAGUGCGUCAAUAGCUUCCAUGAAGCUGCAGCAUUUCUUGUAUUGUCAUUUGCCAACAGCACACACUGUUUGGCUUCAGUUUUAAGUAAAAAUGGCGUCUGGAUUUGCUUUGAGAGUGCUUCUGCUCUCAUUGUUAGCCUUUGGGCAGCAUGCUAACGCUCUGAGCUUCAGGAGUGGGAGCUCCAGUGGCAUCACUCCUUACUUUAACCCAGCCAGGGAAUUACCCAGCAGCCAUAAACCUGUGGAGUCCAGUCCGGUGGUACCAGGCUAUGGACAAAGUUACACUGAGAGUGGUUCAUCUGAGGACCUAAGGCCUGCUGAAGGUGUGGCAGUGGAAAGAUACAACCCAGAGGAAAGUGUUUCCAGUUACAAGCCUCAACCAAUCAUAGGACAGGAACCCCCAAAAAACCGAGUGCCGAGUUAUCAACCGUAUCCUGAAACAACGGGUGUUAUCCAGACCAAGGAGGCCAUGUGGGACUUUGCCUUACCUCAAACUGAAAACAUUUUUGAAUCAACAGUGGCAUCAAGUGGGGGAAUCAAGAUUCAGCCUGACUCAAAGUAUGGUGCUGUUAGCUCUGCUAGCUACCCAUCCAGGCCCCAGCAGCCCAGCAACCCCUCCAGGCCCCAGCAGCCCAGCAACCCCUCCAGGCCCGAGCAGCCCAGCAACCCCUCCAGGCCCCAGCGGCCCAGUUUCCCCUCCAAGCCCCAGCGGCCCAGCUACCCCUCCAAGCCGCAGCGGCCCAGCUACCCCUCCAAGCCACAGCGGCCCCAGCAGCCCAGCUACCCCUCCAAGCCCCAGCGGCCCAGCUACCCUUCCAGGCCCCUGCAGCCCAGCUACCCCUCCAAGCCCCAGCAGCCCAGCUACCCCUCCAAGCCCCAGCAGCCCAGCUACCCCUCCAAGCCCCAGCAGCCCAGCUACCCCUCCAAGCCCCAGCAGCCCCAGCAGCCCAGCUACCCCUCCAAGCCCCAGCAGCCCCAGCAGCCCAGCUACCCCUCCAAGCCCCAGCAGCCCAGCUACCCAUCCAGGCCCCUGCAGCCCAGCUACCCCUCCAAGCCCCAGCAGCCCAGCUACCCCUCCACGCCCCAGCAGCCCAGCUACCCCUCCAAGCCACAGCGGCCCCAGCAGCCCAGCUACCCCUCCAGGCCCCAGCAGCCCAGCUACCCCUCCAGGCCCCAGCAGCCCAGCUACCCCUCCAGGCCCCAGCAGCCCAGCUACCCCUCCAGGCCCCAGCAGCCCAGCUACCCCUCCAGGCCCCAGCAGCCCCAGCAGCCCAGCUACCCCUCCAGGCCCCAGCAGCAGCCCAGCUACCCUCCAGCCCAGCUACCCCUCCAGGCCCCAGCAGCCCAGCUACCCCUCCAGGCCCCAGCAGCCCAGCUACCCAGCAGCCCAGCUAGCCCACCUACCCCCAGCAGCCCCAGCAGCCCAGCUACCCAUCCAAGCCCCAGCAGCCCCAGCUACCCAUCCAGGCCCCAGCAGCCCAGCUACCCUCCAGGCCCCAGCAGCCCAGCUACCCCUCCAGGCCCCAGCAGCCCAGCUACCCCUCCAGGCCCCAGCAGCCCAGCUACCCCUCCAGCCCCAGCAGCCCAGCAGCUACCCUCCAGCCCCAGCAGCCCAGCUACCCCUCCAAGCCCCAGCAGCCCAGCUACACCUCCAAGCCCCAGCAGCCCAGCUACCCCUCAAGCCCCAGCAGCCCAGCUACCCCUCCAAGCCCCAGCAGCCCAGCUACCCCUCAGCAGCCCAGCUAGCCCAUCCAAGCCCCAGCAGCCCCAGCAGCCCAGCUACCCCUCCAAGCCCCAGCAGCCCCAGCAGCCCAGCUACCCAUCCAAGCCCCAGCAGCCCCAGCAGCCCAGCUACCCCUCCAAGCCCCAGCAGCCCCAGCAGCCCAGCGACCCCUCCAAGCCCCAGCAGCCCAGCUACCCCUCCAGGCCCCAGCAGCCCCAGCAGCCCAGCUACCCAUCCAAGCCCCAGCAGCCCAGCUACAGCCUAGCUACCCCUCCAAGCCCCAGCAGCCUAGCUACCCCACCAACCCCCAGCAGCCGAGCUACCCCUCCAAGCCCCAGCCCACAGCCCAGCUACCCUCCAAGCCCCAGCAGCCCAGCUACCCCUCCAAGCCCCAGCAGCCCCAGCAGCCCAGCUACCCCUCCAAGCCCCAGCAGCCCCAGCAGCCCAGCUACCCCUCCAAGCCCCAGCAGCCCCAGCAGCCCAGCUACCCCUCCAAGCCCCAGCAGCCCAGCUACCCCUCCAAGCCCCAGCAGCCCAGCUACCCCUCCAAGCCCCAGCAGCCCCAGCAGCCCAGCUACCCAUCCAAGCCCCAGCAGCCCCAGCAGCCCAGCUACCCAUCCAAGCCCCAGCAGCCCAGCUACCCCUCCAAGCCCCAGCAGCCCAGCUACCCCUCCAAGCCCCAGCAGCCCCCGCAGCCGAGCUACCCCUCAGGCCCCAGCAGCCUAG